AUGUCGGCUGUCGACGCGGCGUGGCAGCGCCUCAAGGCCACCACCGCGCCCGCAGCCAUGGCGGGAAGCAGGCUCUCCGCCUCCCGCAGCGCCGCUCCUCCCGCACUGCCGCGUGGUGAUCCCGGCGGAAGCGCAAUAGCCGCCGCUUUAGAUGGAGCGGCAGGUUCCGCGGAUCUUCCGGCGCAAGCGACGGCGGGAAAUCCGGGCGAGACGGUGAAUCUGCGAGACGCGCGCGUGGAGCUGAUUCUGACGCAGCGGCUGCGGCAGCGCGGGGCUGCGCAGACAGCGAGCGGCGCCAGCGGCGGGAAGAAAGCCGUUCCUGUGAGUGACGCGCGCGAGGUUCAGUGCGGUGCUGCGAUGUGUAUUGCUUUGCUACCCCCACAGCAACAUGCUGCCAGAAUCAUCGUGGGUUCGUGGGUGUGGGACCUGGGUCUGAGGCCCCUCCCACGCUCUGCCGCCGGCGCCGAUGGUGCAGGCAGCGACGUGCGGGAGGAGAGGAGCGGCGGAGAGGCGGCAGGGGGGGCGGAACGAGCAUUGAGGAGUGCAGAGAGAGGGGGUCCGGGGGAGGGAGCGGGUGUGGGGGAUGGUGGGGCGCGGGAGCGGGGGGAUAUGGAGGUGGACGGGGGCGGGGGGGGGAGGAGUGAGGAGGGGAACAAAGAGGGGGACGCGGCAAGGGAAAAUGCCACUGCUGCAGCAGCAGGUGCAGAGCGGGCGGCGGCAGCAGCGGCGGCGUUGAGAGCAACACAGGCAGCAGCGGGUGGAGCGGUGGUGGACGACUCCAAAGUGCAGGUGCGGGAGGUGGUGGACUUUGCAGGCGAGGCGGUGGAGGUGGUGCGGGUGCUGGACGUGCGCUCUAAAGAGGCUGCUGCUGCCAAACGCAAGGCGGACAUGCAGGCGUCCACAUCAAAGGGGCUGGACGCCAUUCUGGCGCAGAUGGAGAAGAAGAAGAAGCUCAACAUCCUUGACAAAUCACGCAAGACCACACCAUUCCAAGGUUUCUCCAAGGGAAAGAGGGGUGGAGGGAAAGGGACAGGGUCGGACAGGAGGAAGAAGAAUAGGCACUUGGGGGCGGUGGGGGUGAGUGCGAGUGAGUUCAAGGACGGGGCGGGCGUGGUGGAGGAGUUGGAGGAGCACUGCAGGAGCGGUAGCCUUCUCCCCUCUCACUCCUCUCACUCCUUUCCCAACUUCCUCUCGUCCCUCGUCGCCCCUUGCUGCCAGGACUGGAGCGAGUACAAGGAGGGCACGGGUGUGGUGGAGGAGCUGGCGGAGUAUAGGAGGAGCGGCGCCACGUACACGGAGAAGAGGGCGUUUCUGGGGCAGGCAGACCUGCGCGAGUACGAGCGCGAGCGCGAUGCCAAGCUGGCUGCACAGGCCCGGAGAGCACGGCCAGGGGGAGUGGAGUGA
Messenger RNA from Closterium sp. Naga37s-1, 1404 nucleotides. NCBI's taxonomy places the organism in Eukaryota, Viridiplantae, Streptophyta, Zygnematophyceae, Desmidiales, Closteriaceae. The record is from the annotation of a GenBank genome assembly.